CCCCACACCCACCCUUGGGUGGGACCCAAUUAUUGACAAAUCCCAAGACUCUUCUAAUGUAAGUUAUUCUCUAUCAUCACUCCCACCUUCUUUCCCAAGUUUGUGUUGUCUCUGUGUGUGUGUGUGUGAGGCCCCAGCAGAUCCAGAAACUCCCAAUUCUCUCUCUCUCUCACACACACACACACAAACACAAACACACAGCACACUCUCUCUCUCUCUUCUCUUUUAUUUAGUCUUUGCUUGUUGACAAAUUUAAAACCUCCUCCUUUCAUGGCUUCCUUUCUCUUUUACACACCACUCAAAACUCUCCCACCUCCUCUCUUUCCCCAAAUGUCAGCUUUCUCUCCAAGUUUUUGACCUCAUUCCAUUCUCCUUCUUCUUCUCUCUCUCUCUUCCUUUCUCUCUCCUCCUUAUUCUCUCUGAUAAUUACCCUUCUACUCCAAUAUAAUAAGUGUGUCUGUGUUCAAUUUUGACUGAAAUAUCAUAAAACAUAUACUCUUGUUUCGCCGUUGGUUUAUUAUUUCAUCUUUCGUGUAUCAGGUGAAUUGAAGCGAAUAUGCAGUGUAUUCCUGUGUAUUACUAUGCACGGGAUCUUAACCUAGGUGCAAGUGGAUUUUCUUUGCACCGAUUUGAUAGUAAUACUAAUUAUGGAGAAGAACGAGUCUACAACAACGUUUCUUUGCCACUAAGUAAUACGAACCAGUGCUUAGGUUACGAUAAGACGAUGCUGAGUCAGAUAAUGCAGAAUCAUGAGUCCACUUUCAGAUAUCAGGUCCAGGAACUUCAUCGGCUGUACAGAAGGCAGAGGGAGUUGAUGCGUGAAACGAAGGCACGAGAUUUACAAUCUCAAACAUCAGAAUCGUGUAAUUCUUUGUCUCGAACGACGUCACAACACGCAACAAGCUGGCUCCUUGGUUAUAACAUUCAACAAACUCCAAAUUUUGUUGCAAUAAAAUCUCGAGAACACACGACCUUCCACCCUGUCCCUUUCGUAAGUGAAAACAGUUACAGUGAAGUCAAGUUUCUGCCGUCAACAAGUAGUACAGUAGACGAAAAAAGCUCCUGUCUUGAACUUCACCACAGCAGUAAAAAACCUUGUCUUAUUGAUCUGAACGAACCUGCACAGAGCGAACCAUAUGUUUCCGUUGAUGGCGGCUCACGUGGUGUAAAUUCUUCAGCGCGUUUCGAUUUGAAUUGUACACCUGUCAGUUGUUUCUCCGAGCCAGAAAUUACUACUGCAGUUCUUGAUUGUAGCAGUAGUUCUGCCUGUGAUCAAGCAACUAGCAAUGGGAAGUGUGUUGAAGACAAUAAUCCCGUUUUACACCCGAAGAUCAACAAUAACAAGUUCUUGAAAACUGAAACUUACAUCAUCGACUUGAACAGUGCGGUAGUACUUGCGGACGAGCCUUGUCCACUUAAAUCUUUGGUGGAUCCCGUAAGCCCAGAUAACGAGAAGUGCUCUCCCCCUCGAGGCAAGUCAGAGGACGGACAGCUGUCGGUGGGGCCCGAUAUGGUUGCUGCUCAGACUUUACUGACAAUCUCUUGUUCAAUAACCGAGCCACUGGUGAACUCAGAAAAUCGACUAUUCUGGUUUGCUGAAAUUGUUUCUUCAAUUCGAGACGGUGACGAUCUUGGGAAGGAAAGAGGUGUUUCGUCUCGUUCUGGGGUGGGCCCCACAAGGAGAACGAGGCAGCGCAAGGACUUUGAAACGGCUCCGUUGAAAAGAUACGGAGGAGUCAAGAGAGCAUGUGUGGAACGAAAGCCAACGAGCUCGACUUUGAAGAGGUUUUCUACACGGUGUAAAAUGGCUGUUGUGAAGGAUUGGGGGAAGGUAAGAAAACGGCAAGAAGGUUAUAGGCGUAGAGCUCGUAAAUUUGUUGUUCUUUAGCUCAUAAGUUGUGAAGGAAUGAAACUUUUGAUUCAGUGUAGGGGUAUCUUUUUGAAGCAUACUAUGUUUUUGUAUAUAUUUUGAGGGCCAAUUCCACUUUUCCCCUUUUACUAU
Erythranthe guttata (spotted monkey flower) is the source of this 2002-nucleotide messenger RNA. RefSeq lists its product as uncharacterized. Lineage: Eukaryota; Viridiplantae; Streptophyta; Magnoliopsida; Lamiales; Phrymaceae. The record is from RefSeq and is a predicted model, not a curated record.